Molecule: messenger RNA, 3204 nt
Organism: Aspergillus fumigatus Af293
Lineage: Eukaryota; Fungi; Ascomycota; Eurotiomycetes; Eurotiales; Aspergillaceae
Product: putative pheromone-dependent cell cycle arrest protein Far11
Biological process (GO): cytoskeleton organization
Cellular component (GO): cytosol
Source: RefSeq, a predicted model, not a curated record
AUGAUGGAUGAUUCCAUUGCGUCUUCUGACCCCACAAUGGAGGAACAUCAUAUUGUUAAGGCCGACGAGGUCGAUCAAACAGGAACCGACAUCACAACUGUGUCAGAUGAUCAGUUGAUGGAAGAGGUCGCACAAGGCCUGCGACAGGAGCAAGCUUCCAAAGCGACGUCUGCUGGGCCAAAUGAAUCGCAAGAGCAAAGACCCAACCCAUCGAGGCGUCCAGAACUGCGUCGGAAUGUAUCAGCUCCCCCGCCUCCUUUACAGCCUCCGCCUCCUGCCCCGGUGCAGCAACUGCCGGACAGACCGCCAGACUCGCUGAGUCUGGCUCAAUUAAAACAAAUAGUUCAGGAUAUGCCCAAGGUCAAUCAACCUGCUUAUGCAUUCGAGUACGCUGACUCCCAGCCUCUUGUGGAAGAAAUCGAAGAAUGGUUUCAGUACAGCGAGUUUGAUCGGAUAAUGCUCCUUGGCAUGAAGUCUACAUUUGAGCGAAAAUGGGCUUCUUUCUGUGAGAAUCAGUCUGCGGUUUCCGAUCGGCUACCUUGGCUUGAUGCUCCUCAUGACUUACGCAAAUCUUUCAUGGAGCAGAUAAUAAACGGGCUACCGGAUCGAGACAUUUCUUCUCGUACCGAAGCAUUAGAGGUUGUUUGCUAUGCAUUGACUGGUAUCUGGGGUAGUACUGCUGGAAAAGCAGUCCCUGACUACCCAGAAGAUCUGCCCCCGCAGGCAGUCACAGAUACGCCCAACUCAAAAUCACUGCAAAUCAUAUGGAUGCAGAGAAAUGCCGAGCUUGUCAAUGAGUGUUCAGGACUUGGCCCAUUGCUCAGUUGCCUGUGCAAAGCUCUUGAGAAGAAUCGGAGCUCAUACAAUCCCGAAUCGGACGGCCUGGACUCGCACUCGGAUUCCGCAAAUGUUGCUGCGUCAGAACAUGAGGUGAACCUUGUGCUUACGGCUUUAUACAUAGUCGUAGAGAUUGGCCGAAGACAAGAGAAACAUUCUCAAGAUGUUUCCCUGCGAGAUGCGCUCAUGGGACUGAAGCCUAACUUGUCAGUCUUUCUUGUCGAAGUCAUUGCGCGACUGCGGUGGGAUGAUUCAGCAAACAUUCCGCUCACGCGAAUCAUCCUCCUUUUCUGGAAGUGUCUUCUCCUUUUCUUUGGGGGAAGUGAUAGCUUGAAGAAAGCAAAGGAAGAGUUGGAGCCGCGAAUGGAAGCACGGGAAAACUCUCCCAACCGAAGGACACCGUUUCUGACUGCUUCCCCCCUGGAUUAUCACCUGUUCCGGCAAGAGAUCACAUCAAAAUACCCUGCUUACAACCCCCCACUGCCUGUCGUUCCUCUGGAGCUUGAAAACAACUCUAUUCUCCCUCCUCUUCCUCAGCAUCCUAGCCGCACCAGUUCAUCUACCGGUCUCUUUUCCGGAGUAGGUCCCUCUGUGGCUGGUGGAAACGGUUCUAUCCUCCAUCAGUCUGUCCACAUCGCUACACCAGCACCAUCACCUCCACCAUCACCUAUAGGACCCGGCGGUAAAGCGGGCAAGAAGCAGAAUUACCAGACGAACCAGAACUUUCCUUUUAUGUAUCCUCCUUUGGAUGACUCGAGCAAUGAUAUCGGCGGAAAAGGCAGCGCUGAACGGCAAGAUGCCCUCGUGGGAAAGCGGUGGGAAGGAAGUGAUGUUCCGGCGUCAAUCAUUGAAGCCGGAAAGCUCUUCUCCACCCACGUUAAGAUGACUAGAGCCAUGCGCCAGCUGUGGGAAGAAAGGGAGCGUUUCAUGAAAUAUGACCGCGGUUGGUAUCUUGACGAGAACUCACCUAGCUCAGACGAGGACCCAUCUGGUGAACUUGCUGAGGACCUGGAAAACCUGGUUUUAGAGGGGAGAAAAAAGUCGAGUCACAGUUGGGCCCCACAGAGGGAGACCGAUAAUGAUGACAUACAGCGCCGACUAGAUGCUGUCGAAUCGUUCUACUCCCAAGUCUUGGUGCAUCUACAGUCGAUCACAAUCGUCUUCUUGAAGAUCAUUCUGACCAAUGUCAGCGCUAUGGUCAAUCCGGCGAGUGGUCAGAAUGGACAUGCUAUGAGUGAUGGCUACGGGGCCGUCAAUGGAUUCCCAGCUGCACCUAAUAGCUUCUCGGACAGUUUUAAUGCCGAUGCUGCCAUUGAGGAGCUUGACAACAUUCGCCUACGAGAAAUUACAGGGAAGGCUAUAUCGGGAUCUUUAUUGCUCAUGUUGAAGUGGUUCAAGAGAUCUCAUAUAUUAAAGUUUGAGUAUAUGACGCAGCUUUUGCUCGAUUCGAACUACUUACCCCUGAUUUUGAAGAUGUUCGCGCACCAAGACAUCGACCAGGCGAUAGCACAGAAGAACGAUCGUGAAGAACUAGGUUUCUUUCACUUUUGUCAUGUUCAUUCUGAUCAACCGCCGAAUUCAGCCGAUAACUCAGAGGAGGACUCGUCACCGAGUGAUGAUGAAGCUGUGCCCCCGCCUAUUCUUCGGCACCGUCGUGACACGGAUCCUGGCACCUCCUCAGUGCGACCACCGUCUCCCCAGGAGGCUCUCCCUGAGCUGGUAGAAGGCGCUCAUCGUCCUGAAGUUGACGAAUUGGGAUUCCCGACAGCCCCUCCGCCGAAAGAGCCCAUCACGGUGUUCUCGUUUCGGAACUUCUUCUCUGCCAUCAAUUACCUCCACAUCAUGCAGAAGAUCACCCGCGACAAGGCACACAGAUGUCUGCUCCUCGUUCAGUACAAGUCCAGCACCAUCUUACGAAAGGGGCUCAAGAUUCCUGAUCCUCACUUGCGAUUCUACACCCUGAAAUUGUUCAAGUCUCAGGUGCCCUACUGUGGCCGCAAGUGGCGCCAGAGCAACAUGCGCGUGAUCACUGCAAUCUAUUUAUACUGCCGCCCAGAGCUACGGGAUGACUGGCUGGCUGGGUCGGAUAUUGACGCAGAAGUGGAGGAGGCAUUGCCCCUGGAACAAGCCCUCAGAGGGCUGACACACUGGUGGCACCUACGUCGAUACAAGGACGUGAUGGGCGGCGGAGAAGGAGCGUCCAUGAUGGAAGAAGAGCGGGACUUCUUUGUACGCGAGUUGGAAGCUAUGGGUUGGGGUUUUGCAGGUGAGGAAAUGAUGAAUGAGGAAGCGGAAAUGGCUGCCAACGGGGUCAUGAUGAAUGGGACGGAAUGGGACGGUGGCCCCUUGCAGAUGGAAGGAUGGUGA